Papaver somniferum (opium poppy) is the source of this 564-nucleotide messenger RNA. Its product is annotated as auxin-responsive protein SAUR36-like. The transcript has a single exon. Gene Ontology annotation, biological process: response to auxin. Lineage: Eukaryota; Viridiplantae; Streptophyta; Magnoliopsida; Ranunculales; Papaveraceae. The coding region runs from base 1 to 564 and encodes 187 amino acids. The record is from RefSeq and is a predicted model, not a curated record.
AUGGAUUUUGACAAGAAGAAAGAAAGAAAGGGUUUGAUCAUCAAGACAUGGGAACGAUGCAGAUCAUUUGGAAAUACGAAACGCUCGUUAUCUCCGUUGGGGGCUCCUUUGCCGAAGAGCAAGUCAUGCAAUGAAAUUCCACUACCAAAGAGCAGGUCUUGGCCUAGGUUUCAUUUACCAGCAGGAAAGAAGCAUAAAAUUUCAUGGCAAGGGAGGGAUGGCUCAGUUGAUGACGGCAAAAUCAAAACUGUUACACGCCGUGUAACACCAGGGGGUUGUUUCUCCGUUUACGUCGGUCAACAGAGGCAACGGUUUGUGAUUAAAACUCAAUAUGCUAAUCAUCCACUCUUUAAGAUGCUACUUGAGGAAGCAGAACUGGAAUAUGGCUAUCAUUGUGAAGGGCCUUUAACUCUACCAUGCAACGUUGAUUUCUUUUAUCGAGUCUUAUCAGAGAUGGAAGCGGAAGGAGACGACGAUCAAAUCCAGCAAGGUUGCAACUUUGCCAAAGGGUGUAGUACAUAUAAACUACUUAGUCCAUCUCGAAUGGUGGCAAUGGAAUAUUGA